Symbiodinium natans is the source of this 1332-nucleotide messenger RNA. The record is from the annotation of a GenBank genome assembly. Lineage: Eukaryota; Dinophyceae; Suessiales; Symbiodiniaceae.
AUGCGCUCCACCCACGGCCCCCGCGGGACGCUCUUUGGCGACUGGGUGAUGAAGACGGAGAAGACCAUGCAGCUAAGCUUGGGCCACCAGGUACGAGAGGCCAUCCGCGAGGUGGGUGCUGCCUCCGCUGCCGAGGUCGUUGAGGCCUACCUGGCGCAUGGCGAAGGUGCCAUACCGCCCGGCCAGGCCGUCCUCGCUGCCCUCGGGGUCUACUUUGCCUUCUCGGUGCAGGCUGCAUUGGUCGACGAAUGCCGUGGUGCUCCAUCUUUGGCCGACAUCGGCCAGAUGCAGCAAGAGCUCCGAAAGGUGCUUUCGAGGCACCUCCGCAGGAUUUCGCUGGUGGGCCCCCGUCGCGCUCUGGGUGCCGCGCUCCUCUUGCAGGCUAUACAUUGGCAAGAAGUGCUCACAUCCCUGGAGUGCACAGCAGCCUACUGUGAAGGGCGGAGGCUGCAAGACUCAUUCGAAUGGCAGCGGCAAUUCCAGCAUCGCUAUGACUUCACCACAGGAGAGGUGCUGCUCUGCUGGUUCCGCCAGCUCGCUUUGUGUGAUCUCUUGUGUUUUGCAGAGUUCAGGGUUUGGUGUUUAGAGGCUGCACUGGUGCAUUCCUGCAUCCAAGGGCAUGCAGAGGUGUCCAUGUCCAGUGCUGGAAUUGGAGUUCCAUCCAAUCCAUUUGCGAAUUUGCGAAUGAGGUCGCGAAUAUGGGACUCAUGCUGCAGUGGCAACUUCUACUUGGAGUUCAACGCCAUGCAGAGUCUCAUCUUCUUGUCAAUGAUUGACGAGCUAUGGGGAGAAUAUGCCGACAUAGGAGUGGACGCGGACAUCAGGGCAGACUGGUUGAAGUCCGUAGACUGGGUCGCAAGAUCGUGGCUCGCCGCGAGGUACGUCGGCUGCGCCGCGCGAUUGGCAGCAACCUCGGCCUUGGUCCGCACCCCUCAGUCGGAGCGCUGCUUCCUGACCUUUGCCGCGGCAAUGCGCCAGCAAAGCCUUGCCUCCUUUGGGUGCACCAGCCUUCCGGGCUCUGGACAGGCAGCAGUCGUGCGAGAGCUGGCAAGCAUGGCCGCUGUGCCGCUGCUGGAGACAGCGCCUGCGCAGAUGGAGGCCUCCGCCAUGCAGCAUAUGCUGGCGGGCGUGGCUGCGACCAAUGCCUGGAGCGCCGCUGGCGAGUUGACUUGGGAUCCGGUAUACUGCGAGAAGGCAAAAGGCCCCCUGCGUGAAAGGCUCAGGAAGGACAGCACAAGGAACUCCUACGCCGUCUUCCAGUUCAAGGACAAGUUCUACCAGUGGAAGUGGAACAACGACUCGAUGUACUGGUACUUCUUUGACAGCCAAUGA